AUGAGACUGUAUUUUGGAGCUGAAAUCGACGAUGAGAUCAUCUUGGAGAAGGAAGAAGACUGUGGAAGACAAGCAGAGGUUUACAACGACAUUGUCUUAUCUACUCAGGUAAGCAAUCAAAGUAGUUUUCUCAAACUCUUGGGUUGUUCUCUCGAGUUUCACCUUCCUGUUAUAGUGUUUGAAUACCCAGAGAAUGGAGUUUUGAACGAGCGAGGAGGUUUUGGUUGCGAGGAUGGUCCAUUGUUGCCUUGGAAUGUUCGGUUGAAGAUUGCUGUGACUUAUCUUCACACAGCUUUCUCUAGGAUUAUUAUACAUAGAGAUAUCAAGCCGACGAAUGUUUUCUUGGAUAGGAACUGGUCGGCUAAGCUGACUGAUUUCACGUUUUCUGUGUCACCCCCUGAGGGUAAGUCUUGGAUUGAAGAUGAGGUGAUGGGAACUUUUGGAUACAUGGAUCCGGUUUACUACACCACGGGUUUAGUGACUGAAUAUAUUGAUGUGUUCAGCUUUGGAGCCUUUAUGUUGGUUCUUUUGUUGGGAAGACCAGCUAUUUUGGUUGGAACAAGUGGGGUUCAUUGUAAUAUUCUUGGUUAUGUGAAGGAUCUGCAGGAGAGAGGAGAAAGUGUUGAAUUUGGGAUUAAUGAUUUGAACGACGUGAGGUGUAGUCAGAUGAAAAUGUUUCUUGAGCUGGCACUGAGAUGCUGUGAGGAGAGGAAUGAAGACAGGCCAAAGAUGAUCUUGGUGGCCAAAGAGAUUAAGCUGAUAGAAGGAUUACUCGAUUGUUAAAGCCUGAGAUGCUGGAGAA
This is a messenger RNA of Camelina sativa (false flax), 802 nucleotides long. Lineage: Eukaryota; Viridiplantae; Streptophyta; Magnoliopsida; Brassicales; Brassicaceae. The record is from RefSeq and is a predicted model, not a curated record.